CUUUUUACUCCCAAACACUGCAGACACGCCUUGACACCACCUUUUAUACAGCACACUCCAUCUUAACUCCCCACAUCCCACCACCACCCUCCAUUCCAUUCCGCACUCAUCCUGCUGCCUUGUGCGGUUGUGCCUUCACUUCCCUGCUCUGCUCAGGGAUUUUGAUCAGAGAAGAAGUGAAGGCAAUCGGAUACUCUAUAAUGGAGUUCAAAGCAGGGAUUUUUACGGUGGUGAUGCUAGCCAUUGUGCUCUCCUCACCAGCAAUGGCUCAGAAGAAGAGUCCUCCUGCUCCACCGGCCCCAAUCCUUCCACCUUCCCCGGCGCCGGCGCCUGCGCCGCGCCAUGUGGACCUCGCUGAUCUCCUCAGUGUGGCCGGCCCAUUCCACACCUUCCUGGACUACCUGCAGAAGACUAAUGUCAUUGACACCUUCCAGAACCAGGCGAACAACACCAAAGAGGGCAUCACCAUCUUUGUUCCCACAGACUCGGCAUUCGCCGCGCUCAAGAAGACCACAUUUGCCAACCUCACCAAGGACCAGCUCAAGUCCUUGAUUCUAUACCACGCGUUCCCCAAGUACUACUCCCUGGCUGAGUUCAACAAGCUGAGCAGCCUCAACCCAGUAGCCACCUUCGCUGGCUCAGGGUACACACUCAACCUGACUGACAAUAUGGGCAGCAUCCAUGUGAAGUCGGUGUGGUCCAACCCGAAGAUCAGCAGCAGCGUGUACUCGACUGCUCCGGUUGCGGUGUAUGAGGUCAACAAGGUUCUCCUGCCAAUGCAAAUCUUCAAGAGCGACCCCCCGCUCGCCCCAGCCCCUGCGCCUGCCCCAGAUGCCAAGGCAUCUGAUGUUGCACCUAGCCCAACGUCAGGGAAAUCAGCAAGCGCAAAGGCGAAGGCGGAAGUGAAGAAUUCAUCACACCAAGUUGGUGUCGGUAUUGUCAAUUACUUGGUGCUGGCCGUCUCAGGUGGUUUGAUGCUCUUGUGGUGAAAAUUUGCAGGAUCCUGACCAUGUUGAAGCAGAGGGUUCAGCUCCUCCCCGAUUAAUUUUAUAUGGAUAUUCUGGACUCAUUCUUUGGACAUAGUAGGCAUUGUGUUAAGAUUGAGUUGUUGAGUAUUUGCAUCAUAUGUCUCUAUGGUUGCUCGUUGUUGAUACUCGAUUUGAUGCAUGUAUGCAGAAAGUAUUUCAUACUUGUCACUUGUCA
Molecule: messenger RNA, 1203 nt
Organism: Phragmites australis (common reed)
Lineage: Eukaryota; Viridiplantae; Streptophyta; Magnoliopsida; Poales; Poaceae
Product: fasciclin-like arabinogalactan protein 7
Exons: 2
Coding region: 201-989 (262 amino acids)
Source: RefSeq, a predicted model, not a curated record